Diversispora eburnea is the source of this 1976-nucleotide messenger RNA. Lineage: Eukaryota; Fungi; Glomeromycota; Glomeromycetes; Diversisporales; Diversisporaceae. The record is from the annotation of a GenBank genome assembly.
GGGAACAAUUAUUUAAUGAAUCAAAAUGGCAUAGACGUUUCGUACUUGAAAAACGAUUCAUUCCAAAACAUAUAACACUUGAUAUCGCUAAAUCAAUUUUAUUUGUUGGGAAAGCCAUAGCAACAGUAAGGAAUGCUACUAAACCAUAUGAAAAAAAUAGUACAUUGCCACGUUCACUUAAUUCUUUACAUCUUCAACAUCUUUUAGAACUUUCAUCAAGAGUGAUAUUUCAUCAAAUUGAAUUAGAAAACACGGUAACAAUCAUUAGAAAUAAUGUAGCACAAUGGUUAUGGCAAGUUGUUUUGACUGGAGAUAAAAUUAUUGAAUGUUUAGAAGCUUUUAGAAAUUAUUUUCUAUUUGGACAAGGGGACUUUUCUAUUUCACUUGUUGAUCAAUUUGAAAAGUUAAGAACUUCAAGACCAAAGGGUUUGACAAUUAAAGAUCAAGAAUUAAAUUCACUUUUAGUUCGUGCAUCUAUCGGAACACUUGCCGAAAAUGAUUCAUCAUUUGAAAAAUUUCGAUUUAGAAUUCAGAAUGCAAAUGACAAGCAAUUCGUAACGAGAACUAAUAUGUUUGAUAAUAUCACAAUUAAUGUACCUCUUAGAUUUGAAUAUGAUAUUGAGUGGCCUUUAGAUUUAUUUGUUACAAAUGAAGAUUUGGCUAAAUAUGGUGAUAUAUUUUCAUUUCUCUUUUCUCUUCGACGUACACAAAUACGACUUCAAAAAGUUUGGACACAUCUCACGAUAACUGAAAAAAUGGAUAUUAUUGAGACCAACUUUAGAAAACUUGUUCAUCGUAUCAAUAUAUCUUCAGCACAACAUCAACAAUUCCGUAAAUUAAAGAUUCCAGCGCACAAGAAAAUCUCAUAUGCUAAUGAAACUAAUCUUGUUGAAACUGAACCUUUCCGUGAUUUUGAAGAUAUUCGGAUCGGUCAUUCAACUUAUCUUAGUGAUCUCUUACAUGGAUGUCUUCUUGAAUCUCGUGUUUGUUCCGACGCAAUCAAAAAAUCUCUGAAUAUUUGUGAUCAAAUUUGUGAUUUAUUAGAGAGAUUAAAUAGUAAUAUGGUGGACAAAAAUAUAUCAGAUUCUAUCAUCAAAUUAGAAAAAGAAUUUCGAGAGCAAGUUACAUUUUUGUUUCGAACUCUUUCUGGCCUUAAUAAAAAAGGCGAAGGUUUUGGUGGUCCCCCACGACAUUUAGACCAAUUGCUCUUGCGAUUAGAUUAUAGCAAUUCUCGUAACUCUCGACUUUUUACGAAUUCAGGUUAUAAUACUUCUAAUACUUCUGAACAUACUGGAUUAAUUGAAAGUUCAGAUCACAUUAUAGAACUUUCAGUUUUACCACCGAAAUGGGCUGACAUAGUUGAAGAAGUUAACGAAGACAUUGAUCACAUUAAAAAUCUUGUUACAAAGUUGGAGUCCUUUCACAGGAAGCAUGUUUUACCUGGAUUUGACGAUCGAACGGGGGAAGAGGAAGAGAUAGAAAGACGAACAACAGAAAUAACACAACUUUUUCAACAAUGUCAACGAAAAAUUAGACAAAUAGCUGAUCAAAGCAAAUCUACAUUAUCAAGUCAAGAAUUAGUCAUAAAUAAAAAUAUUCAAACAUCAUUGGCAACAAAAGUACAGGAUUUAUCAGCUAGUUUUAGGAAACAACAAUCAGUUUAUAUGAAGAAACUUAAAGGAAGAGAAACUCGAAGUUCGGAUUUAUUUUCAAUAGACAAUGAAGAUUCUCUUGAAGAAUAUGGUUUCACUGAAACUCAAUUACAAGUUGUGGAAUCAUCAGAUGUAAUAAUAGCACAAAGAGAACAUGAAAUUAAUGAAAUUGUAAAAUCUAUAAAUACAUUAGCAGAAAUAUUUAAAGAUCUUCAGACUCUCGUUAUUGAUCAUGGAACAAUAUUAGAUAGAAUAGACUUUAAUAUUGAACAAAUGGUUUUUAAUGUCAAAUCUGCAGUUAAUGAAUUAGAUAAGGCAAGAUAA